Bufo bufo (common toad) is the source of this 1633-nucleotide messenger RNA. It is a transcript of the gene GPR143, whose product is annotated as G protein-coupled receptor 143. Gene Ontology annotation, molecular function: L-DOPA binding; dopamine binding; L-DOPA receptor activity. The coding region runs from base 255 to 1505 and encodes 416 amino acids. Gene Ontology annotation, biological process: G protein-coupled receptor signaling pathway; cell surface receptor signaling pathway; regulation of calcium-mediated signaling. The record is from RefSeq and is a predicted model, not a curated record. Gene Ontology annotation, cellular component: plasma membrane; melanosome membrane. Lineage: Eukaryota; Metazoa; Chordata; Amphibia; Anura; Bufonidae. The transcript is spliced from 9 exons.
UAGGUGAGUAGCACAUGAGACUACAUUACAUUGUAUAUAGGACAGUGUACACAUGACUACAGACCGUGUUGGCAAAGGAUCCAAGAUUUUCUUUGAAUGAAGGAGAGGGGAGACAUAGCUGCAGGGAUUGUGAGGCACAUGAUCAGCGUAAACUCGUGAUGAACAGCACUGAAGAAUGAAGCCUAGAAGUCAGGCUAAAUUUCACUAGGAUUUCUCUUUUCGUGACUUGUGUGCGUGCUUUGAAGAGUCCAGCCAUGGCUUCUCCCCGGCUGGAGACUUUCUGCUGUCACAAUAGGGAUCCUGCCACUCAGCUAGUGUUAGAUUAUCAGCCAACAGUGUUUGGCUCUCUCUGCAUUGGUAGUGGGCUGGUUAGUUUCAUUCUCACUGUUAUACAACUGCUACCAAAGACAAAUCAAGGUUACAGAAAACAGGGCAGAUCCACUUUGCCUAAGCCAUCUUCAUCGAGGAUCCUUCUUCUGGUCGUGGUCUGUGACCUUCUUGGAUGCUUAGGUGUGAUACUCCGAUCAACAGUAUGGAUAUCUUCACCGUCUCUUAUAAGCAAUAUGUCAUUGAAGAACACCACAGAUGUUUGGCCUAUCGCUUUUUGUGUUGGAAGCGCAAUGUGGAUACAACUGUUCUACAGUGCAAGCUUCUGGUGGCUGUUCUGCUAUGCAGUGGAUGCUUACCUAGUGAUUAGAAGAUCAGCGGGAAUAAGCACUAUUGUUCUUUACCACAUGAUGACAUGGGGCUUGGCGAUUCUACUUUGCGUAGAAGGUGUAGCAAUGCUCUACUACCCAUCAGUAUCUAAUUGUGAGGAAGGUCUAGAACAUGCAGUUCCUCAUUAUAUUACCACCUAUGCACCUCUUCUGCUUGUCAUGGUGGCGAAUCCUAUCCUAUUUAGAAGAACGGUUUUAGCAGUUGCCACGUUAUUAAAAGGAAGACAAGGGAUCUAUACAGAGAAUGAAAGACGCCUAGGAACUGUAAUUCAGCUACGCUUUUUCAAGAUUAUGUUGGUGUUCAUGAUAUGUUGGUUGUCCAACAUUAUCAAUGAAAGCCUUUUGUUCUUUCUGGAAAUGCAGCCAGACAUAAAUGGAGAUCAACUGAAAAAUGUCAGGAAUGCAGCACUUAUCACGUGGUUCAUCAUGGGCAUACUGAAUCCAAUGCAGGGAUUCCUGUUUACUCUGGCCUUUUAUGGUUGGACUGGUUGGAACAUUAGCUUCAGGUAUCAGCAAAAGGAAAUCCCAUGGGAGCCUCUGACAAGUUCAUCUGCUGUAGAGUCUGCACGCAAUGGUAUGAUUGGGUCCUUCCUGAACUAUCCUGGCUACAUCCAGGACCCAAACAAGACUGAUAUGGGGAAUAGCGAGCAGACUGAUGAAGCACUAAGCAUGCUCUCUGAAGGUUCUGAAGCUAGCACAAUUGAAAUCCACAUAUCCAAUGAAGUGCCAGAUUUUCAUGACAUAGAGGCUGAUGAUGAAAACUGUGACAUCGAAAAGGUGGUAAAAUGACUGUUACACUCAACCAAAGGAUGCAGACCGAGAGUCAUAUUACCAUCACAUCACAUCACAGGACUCUCUCAAGAAUUGCAAUGGAAUUUAUACCCCAUUAAAAGAAUAUUUUGAGCCAUGACUAAUGG